Molecule: messenger RNA, 2817 nt
Organism: Ilex paraguariensis (yerba mate)
Lineage: Eukaryota; Viridiplantae; Streptophyta; Magnoliopsida; Aquifoliales; Aquifoliaceae
Source: the annotation of a GenBank genome assembly
AUGGGUAAAGUUGUACGGACCAAAAAGGUACGAGAAGCAGAUCCUCUGAGUGUUGUUGUGCAAGUGAAUUCAAAGGAGAAAGCUGGUCAAAUGAGGCCUAUGCCUCAGGAGCCAGGGCCUAAACUGGUGGAGACAAUUUUGGACAAGGAGAGUUUUACAUUGGAUGAGCUUCUGGAUGAGGAUGAAAUAAUUCAAGAAUGCAAAUCUCUAAAUGGCCGUCUUAUCAAUUUUUUGCGAGAAAGAGCUCAAGUUGAACAGCUUAUUCGGUACAUAGUUGAAGAAGCACCUGAGGAUGCUGAAAAAAGAAGAACUUUUAAGUUUCCUUUUAUUGCUUGUGAGAUUUUUACUUGUGAAGUUGAUAUCAUACUCAAAGCACUGGUAGAGGAUGAGGAGUUGAUGAACUUGCUGUUCUCCUUUCUGGAACCAGAAAAGCCUCAUAGCACUCUACUGGCUGGUUACUUCAGCAAGGUUGUUAUAUGCCUAUUGUUACGGAAGACCAUGCCUUUUAUGAAUUAUAUUCAAGUUCAUCAGGAAAUUAUCCGGAAGCUGGUUGACCUUAUAGGAAUUACAUCCAUCACCGAGGUUUUAAUUCGUCUGAUUGGUGCUGAUGAGCAUCUCUAUACCAACUACGUGGACUCCAUGCAGUGGUUAGAAGAUACUGAUAUGCUGGAGAUGAUUGUCGAUAAGUUCAGCUCUUCGGAUUGUCCUGAAGUACAUGCUAAUGCAGCAGAAAUCCUAUGCGCUAUAACUCGAUAUGCUCCCCAAGGACUAAUUGCUAAAAUCUCUAGCCCGGGUUUUAUAGCAAGAAUAUUUCGGCAUGCUUUGGAGGACUCGCGACCAAAAUCCGUUUUGGUUAACUCGUUGUCUGUAUGUAUAUCUUUGUUAGACCCCAAGAGGCUAACAUUGGGAACAUAUCAUAUGUACAGUCGCCAACUGACUCAGCAAUCUCCAGUAACUGCUAAUCCUGAGACGGUGGAAGGCAUGCUGGAGAGCAUUGGUAAUUUACUCAAGCUUUUAGACGUUUCAGCUGAGGAAAAUGUGUUGCUGACUACCUAUGGCAAGUUGCAACCGCCUGUUGGGAAACAUCGUCUAAAGAUUAUAGAGUUUAUCUCAGUGUUAAUGACUGUUGGUAGUGAAGCUGCUGAGAAGGAAUUGAUCCACCUAGGUGCAGUAAAAUGCAUUUUAGAAUUGUUUUUUGAGUACCCAUACAAUAAUUUUUUGCAUCACCAUGUAGAGCAAAUUAUAGAAUCUUGCUUGGAGAGCAAGAAUGCUACACUUAUUGAACAUCUUCUUCACGACUGUAAUCUUGUUGGGAAGAUUCUUGACGCAGAGAAGAAUUUCUUAUUGACCACUAAUCCAAAUGAUCUGAAGAAGCCAACUGUCCCUGCUGAAGGGAGAUCACCUCCCAGGAUAGGGACCAUUGGACAUCUCACUCGAAUAUGUAACAAACUUGUUCAUCUGGGGAAUAACAAUAGUGAUGUACAGGCAUAUCUGCAGGAGAAAAGUGAAUGGGUAGAUUGGUAUGCAAAUGUCCUCACCAAGCGCAAUGCAGUGGAAAAUGUGUAUCAGUGGGCAUGCGGGAGACCAACAGCACUGCAGGAUCGGACGAGGGACAGUGAUGAUGAUGAUUUCCAAGAUAGAGAUUAUGAUGUUGCAGCUCUAGCAAACAAUUUAAGCCAGGCCUUCCGAUAUGGCAUUUAUAGCAAUGAUGAUAUUGAUGAGGCUCGUGGCUCACUUGAACGAGAUGAUGAGGAUGUCUACUUUGAUGAUGAAUCUGCUGAAGUUGUCAUUUCUUCUCUCCGUCUGGGUGAUGACCAGGAAAGUGGGUCUCUUUUUACAAAUUCCAACUGGUUUGCAUUCGAGGAUGACAGAGUAGUUAAUGAGCGUUCUACUGGUUCGGUUACUUCCCCAUCGGCUAAUACCCAAGAGACUGAAAUCAUCAAUGGGAGUGGAGAUGAUGAGGUCAUUGUUGAUGAAGAUGAUGAUUUGGCAGGCACUGCAACAUCUGAAGUGCCUGAACCAAAGCCCUGUUUAGAUGAUACUGCACUUGGUAAUUUGUCUGAGGACUCAAGAGCCACUGGAGCUAGUGAGAAUGAUAAACAACCUGAAUGGGUUGAAUGGAGGGAAAGUUCCGAUUCUGUUGAAGGUCCAGAUUCAACUUCAGAAUCUAUUGAACCAUCGAAUGCAGAUGGUAUUACAGUUUUACCCAAUGGUGAGCUUGAAGUAGAAUCAAAGGCUCAGGCUACUGAUGUUGACCCGGAUAAAGCCAAUGCUUCUACCUCAUCUGUUGAUGUGGUGGACCAAGGCAAAAAUGAUACCGGAGGAUCACCAGAAUCACCAGAUGAUGACUCGAGUGCCCAUCUGUAUCAACUGCCAGAACCAGGAAAUGAAAACCCUAGCUCUGACACGAGUGAUUCUGUAGAUGUGGAGAAGUCUGGUGGAACAGAAGUUCCUUCUGGAGCUGCAGUACAUGAAGAAACAAAGUGAUGCAGGAACACAGGUAAAUACUCGAAUUCUGUUUAAUGGAGCUAACUCAACACUGGUUCCAUUGAUCUGGUGGGUGGGUGACCCACUGGGAAUGGCUUUCCUUUGGCUAGUCUCUAAUGUAUCCAAAGCCUUCUGUGCAUUAAUGGGGCUUUUUUGCUAAAGUAGGGCUAAUGAUUCUUUCCCUCACCCGUAUGUAACCGACUGCCCUCCCUCAACAUAGGUGAAUGAUUUUGAUGCUUUUCUGGCAAGUGAUUCAUUAAGUUUAUUUUAACUUGUUCUCUACCACUUGGUGAACUGUAAAAAUCUCUGUGAUGAUCUCAGUGGACGCUA